GCGUUGGGACAGGGGCGGAACCCCAGGUGGUCGGGACAGGCUGUUGCGGGAGCGCGCCCUCAGCGAAGCAAGUAAGGCAUCUCACUGGGAAAGUCGAAUGUGUGUUACAGGCGGCCGCCGCCGAGGCCGGUUCCGAAGAGACCUCAGCAGGGCAGGCCAGGGCCUACGCGAACGCCGACCCUGAAGAGCGCGGGGACAGGGAACUGGAGCGUUCCUCCCAGCCCGCGACGUCGCGGGCCCAGUGUCCCCGUCCAGGCUGGUUGGGCGCACGCGCGGCCCCACUCGCCCCCACGCGUGCGUCCCCGCUGAUCCCGCCCCCGGCCGGAAGUUCCGGCGGCGGAGCUGGGCCGGGCCCGAGCGGAUCGCGGGCUCGGGCUGCGGGGCUCCGGCUGCGGGCGCUGGGCCGCGAGGCGCGGAGCUUGGGAUCGCAGCCCAGGCCGUGCCGCGCGGCGCCAUGAAGGGCAAGGAGGAGAAGGAGGGCGGCGCACGGCUGGGCGCUGGCGGCGGAAGCCCCGAAAAGAGCCCGAGCGCGCAGGAGCUCAAGGAGCAGGGCAAUCGUCUGUUCGUGGGCCGAAAGUACCCGGAGGCGGCGGCCUGCUACGGCCGCGCGAUCACCCGGAACCCGCUGGUGGCCGUGUAUUACACCAACCGGGCCUUGUGCUACCUGAAGAUGCAGCAGCACGAGCAGGCCCUGGCCGACUGCCGGCGCGCCCUGGAGCUGGACGGGCAGUCUGUGAAGGCGCACUUCUUCCUGGGGCAGUGCCAGCUGGAGAUGGAGAGCUAUGAUGAGGCCAUCGCCAAUCUGCAGCGAGCUUACAGCCUGGCCAAGGAGCAGCGGCUGAACUUCGGGGACGACAUCCCCAGCGCUCUUCGAAUCGCGAAGAAGAAGCGCUGGAACAGCAUCGAGGAGCGGCGCAUCCACCAGGAGAGCGAGCUGCACUCCUACCUCUCCAGGCUCAUUGCCGCGGAGCGUGAGAGGGAACUGGAAGAGUGCCAGCGAAACCACGAGGGUGAUGAGGACGACAGCCACGUCCGGGCCCAGCAGGCCUGCAUUGAGGCCAAGCACGUGAGGGUGCCCCCCACCCACAUGUGGGUCUGUGUGUGUGCGCGUGGUGUGGGAGCAUCCCCGCCUUGUGUUGGGUCUGUGCCCCAUGGAGGAGGGAGGCGGGGUGUCCCCCCCAAGCGCAGCACUCAACUCAACUCUUCACAGGACAAGUACAUGGCGGACAUGGACGAGCUCUUUUCUCAGGUGGACGAGAAGAGGAAGAAGCGAGACAUCCCCGACUACCUGUGUGGCAAGAUCAGCUUUGAGCUAAUGCGGGAGCCGUGCAUCACGCCCAGUGGCAUCACCUACGACCGCAAGGACAUUGAGGAGCACCUGCAGGUGAGGCUGCGGCUGGGGGGAGCAGGGCCAGUGGCAUGGUCCUGGGCCCCAUGACUGCCCUCUGCCCUUCUUGUCACUGCAGCGUGUGGGUCAUUUUGACCCCGUGACCCGGAGCCCUCUGACCCAGGAACAGCUCAUCCCCAACCUGGCUAUGAAGGAGGUUAUUGACGCAUUCAUCUCUGAGAAUGGCUGGGUGGAGGACUACUGAGGUUCCCUGCCCUGCCUGGCGUCCUGGUCCAGGGGAGCCCUGGGCAGAAGCCCCCGGCCCCUAUACAUAGUUUAUGCUCCUGGCCACCCCGACCCCUUCCCCCAAGUUCUGCUGUUGGACUCUGGACUGUUUCCCCCUCUCAGCAUCGCUCUUGCUGGGCCGUGAUCGUCCCCCUUCGUGGGCUGGAAAAGCAGGUGAGGGUGGGCUGGGCUGAGGCCACUGCCGCCACUAUCUGUGUAAUAAAAUCCGUGAGCACGA
Molecule: messenger RNA, 1850 nt
Organism: Gorilla gorilla gorilla (western lowland gorilla)
Lineage: Eukaryota; Metazoa; Chordata; Mammalia; Primates; Hominidae
Gene: STUB1
Product: STIP1 homology and U-box containing protein 1
Exons: 5
Coding region: 455-1438 (327 amino acids)
Biological process (GO): protein polyubiquitination; proteasome-mediated ubiquitin-dependent protein catabolic process; protein quality control for misfolded or incompletely synthesized proteins
Cellular component (GO): cytoplasm; Z disc
Molecular function (GO): protein-folding chaperone binding; ubiquitin protein ligase activity
Source: RefSeq, a predicted model, not a curated record